Pelobates fuscus (common spadefoot toad) is the source of this 12867-nucleotide messenger RNA. RefSeq names its product protein kinase, DNA-activated, catalytic subunit (gene PRKDC). Gene Ontology annotation, cellular component: nucleus. The transcript has 86 exons. Gene Ontology annotation, molecular function: protein binding; DNA-dependent protein kinase activity. The record is from RefSeq and is a predicted model, not a curated record. The coding region runs from base 62 to 12514 and encodes 4150 amino acids. Gene Ontology annotation, biological process: immunoglobulin V(D)J recombination; intrinsic apoptotic signaling pathway in response to DNA damage; telomere maintenance. NCBI's taxonomy places the organism in Eukaryota, Metazoa, Chordata, Amphibia, Anura, Pelobatidae.
UAGAGCGGAGUGUGCUGGUGCUCCCCCUCCUUGCCCGCGGCCGGUGUUGGUUACUGCCAUCAUGGUGCCGGCAGCUCCCGGCGGCUCCGGGGAUGGAGGAGGAGACACGGCGGACCCGGCUGACUCCGCGGGCGGGAUUCUGGGGAGCCUGCACCAGCUGCACCGCUACCUGCAGUCCGCGGACCCCGAGCUGGUGUGCGAGGCGGCCCAUAACCAGCUCCGCCGUCUGGGGGAGGAAUGUGUGGUGACAGCGCAGGGCAGCAGCACGCUGGACUUGAAUACCUCCCUGAUUUUCUCCAAGGAGUUUGGCCUCCUUGUAUUUGUGCAUCAGUCUCUAAAGCCUGCGACCUAUGACUGUUUUCGAGAUUGCAGGGAAGAAGCACUAAAAUUCCUAUGUGCAUUCCUAGAGAAGAUUGGUCCAAAAGUUCACCCUUACUCAGUAGCUAUUAAGAAUGUGUGUAUCAUUGUUUACACAAAGGAUAAAGCGGCAAAAUGUAAAGUGCCUGCCUUGGAGCUACUGAUUAAGCUACUUCACGUUUUGAAGAAUUCAUACAUUGUUGAAGAGUUUAAAGUUGGUGAAAUUUUCAAUAAAUUCUAUGGGGAACUACCUAUGAAAAGUAAAUUGGCUGAUACAGUUCUGGAAAAGGUUUAUGAGCUUCUUGGUGUUUUGGGAGAAAUCCAACCUAGCGACAUGCUUGUCAAUUCUGAGAAACUUUUCAGAGCAUACCUAGGAGAACUGAAAACUCAGAUGACAUCAUCAACCAGAGAUCCGAAAUUUUCUGUGGUGGCUGGGUGCCUGAAAGGAUUAUCUGCUCUUAUGGUUAAUUUUACUAAAUCAGUUGAAGAAGAUGCUAAAACCUCCAAAGAGAUUUUUGAAUACACAGUGAAGGCAAUAAGUCCCCAAGUUGAUCUGAAAAGAUAUGCGGUGCCUUCAGCUGGCUUGCAGUUACUGUCCCGACAUGCUUCUCAGUUUAGUAUCUAUCUCAUGGAGAAAUACCAGUCCCUAUAUGAAGUAAUGUUCAAGUGGUGUAGCCAUUCAAACCCUGACAUGAGGAAACUAGCAACUGCAGCCAUAGAGGCCUUCCUUAAACAGGUAGCAGUGAUUGUAACCAGUGAUCCAGAAGCUCACAAGAGUAAGAUGAAAUUUUUCAUGCAGGAGUUCUAUAAAAUCAUCAGAAAAAUGGAGUCCGGUAACAAGGAAUUGGUUAUAGCUAUUCGAGGCUAUGGCCUUUUUGCUGGGCCAUGCAAGGCAGUGAAUGAAAAGGAUGUAGAUUUCAUGUAUGUUGAGCUUAUUCAGCGCUGCAAACAAACAUAUCUCACAGAAGCAGACACCGAGGAGGAAAAUGUGUACCAGCUCCCCAAUUUCCUUCAGUCAAUUGCUAGUGUGAUACUUCACUUGGACAAUAUUCCUGAAGUAUACACACCUGUUCUGGAGCGUCUACUGGUUGUACAGAUUGACAGUUUCCCACAGUACAGUAUGAAGAUGCAGUCUGCCUGCUGCAGGUCUAUAGUAAAGGUGUUCUUGUCUCUAGCAGGGAAAGGGCCAGUUCUAUGGAAUUUAAUCAGCACUGUGGUGCAUCAAGGAUUGAUCAGAGUGUGCUCCAAACCAGUCUCAUUUGCAAGGGAUGGAGGGCCAGAUUCUGACGAUGUAGCUUCUUCUAGUGAUAUCCGAACUGGAAAAUGGGCAGUACCCUCUUACAAAGACUACCUGGACCUCUUCAGAAACUUACUCGACUGCGAUCGGAUGAAGGAAUCCAUUUUUUCUGAUGAAAUAUUUCACACCAUUAAUUCGCCUCUGCAGUCACUGAAUAGGUUACUGUAUGAUGAACUUAUAAAAUCUGUUUUGAAGAUUAUUGAGAAAUUAGACCUUUCUCUCCAAAAACAAGAUGCUGGUUACAUGGGUGAUGAAGAAAUAAGUAGUUCCUUUGUGAUCGCUACAUCUGACCCAACAGCUAAUCUUCACCCUACCAAGCCAAAAGAUUUUACUGCUUUUGUGAACCUGGUAGAAUUUUGCAGUGCAAUAUUACCAAACAAGCAUGUGGAAUACUUUGAACCAUGGGUAUAUGUGUUUGGUUAUGAACUCGUGCUUCAAUCUACACGCUCGCCGCUGAUCAGUGGUUUCUACAGGCUUCUGUCAAUUGCAAUGAAAAAUGCAAAACAAUUAAAAUAUUUUCAGGGCAUCAGUCCAAAAAGUAAUGCAAAAUGUCCAAAUGAUCCUCAAAGGUUUUCUUGUUUUGCUCUUUUUGCUAAAUUUGGAAAAGAGGUAUCUGCAAAGAUGAAACAGUUUAAAGAUGAGCUCUUGGCUUCCUGUUUAACAUUAAUUCUGUAUCUGCCCCAUGAAAUCAUCAUGUUGGAUAUUAAAGCCUACAUCCCUGCAUUACAGAAUGCAUUUAAGCUGGGGCUGAGCUGCCCAUCCCUUGCUGAUGCUGGCUUAGAUGCACUGGAAGACUGGUCGAAUCGCAUCCCUGGUCAUGUUAUGCAGCCUUAUUACAAAGAUAUUCUUCCAUCAUUAGAUGGGUACUUGACAAAUGUUUCAUCGACAGAUGACUCUUUGAAUGCCAUGGAAGUUGUUCGACUUUCUCGCGCAUCACAAAAAGGUUUCAACAAAUACCUGAUUCGCCAACUGAAGAAAGUGAAGACCUUGUCUGUGAAGGAAGAAUCAUCCUUGGCAGCUGUUAGGAAUAGAGUAAUCCGAAUACUUGGCUCGCUUGGAGGACAAAUCAAUCGCAGUUUGGUGACAGCUGAAUCUACUGAGGAAAUGAUAAAGAAUCAUGUUUCAUGGGACACCGAGAAAAGACUGAAUUUUGCUGUGCCAUUUGUUGAUCAAAAACCAGUCAUCUACUUGGACACAUUUCUCCCUCGUGUCACAGAACUGGCACUCUCUGCUAGUGACAGACAGACAAAAGUUGCAGCAUGUGAACUUCUGCACAGCAUGGUUGCAUUUAUGUUGGGAAAAGCAUCUCAGAUGCCAAACACCAAUACUGACUCAACUCCAAUGUAUAAAUUGUACAAGCGUGUGUUUCCUGUAUUACUGCAGUUGGCAUGUGAUGUAGAUCAGGUAACAAGGCAAUUGUAUGAACCUCUUGUCAUGGGCCUCAUACAUUGGUUCACGAACAACAAAAAAUUUGAAAGUCCGGACACGGUUGCUUUGUUAGAAGCUAUUUUGGAUGGAAUAAUAGAUCCAGUUGACAGCACGCUCAGAGACUUUUGUGGCCAGUGUGUUCAAGAGUUUCUGAAAUGGUCCAUAAAGCAGACAACUCCUCAACAGCAAGAGCGGAGCCCUGCAAAUACAACUUCACUGUUUAAACGACUCUACAGCCUGGCCCUUCAUCCUAAUGCAUUUAAAAGAUUGGGGGCAGCUCUUGCCUUUAACAACAUAUACAAAGAAUUUAGAGAAGAGGAGGCAUUGGUUGAAAACUUUGUAUUUGAGGCAUUGGUUGUAUAUUUUGAAAGCCUGGCGCUGUCACAUUCAGAUGAAAAAUCCUUAGGAACGGUUCAACAGUGCAGCGAUGCCAUUGAUCACCUGAAACGAAUAAUUAUCCGCAAGGCUCCUUCUCUUAACAAGCAAUCUAGACGGCGUGCACCAAGAGGUUUUAAGGAAGGCUCGUCAGUUUGUCUACAGAAUGUUGUCUUGUGGCUUUUAGAACAGUGUGGGCAGCCUCAAACUGAAUGCAGACACAAGGCCAUGCAGCUAUUUUUUGAAUUUGUGCCUUUGUUACCAGGUAGCAGACCGCUUUCUGCGUGGCUGGAAGAAAAUAUAAAGAAGCAUGGUUUUCUCUUCCUAAUCAGUAGGAUUGAAGGUGCAGGCAGUGUUGAUGAGAUAAGGUCGGGGAUACUGCAUUUUCCAACUCUAAAAGAACUAAAAGAGUCCUUCUGCUUGAGAGCUGUUAUUCGGUGGAUGGACAUGUUCCUUGCAGCUCUGGACUGUUACAAUACAUUUAUCGGGAUGCGCAUUGUGAAACCAAAUAUUAUAUUUGAUCCAUCUGGGAAAACCUCCUUCCUGAGAUCUUCACAAUUCUUCAUCAGUUAUCUCUCCAAGGAGGAUGUCAUGGCAGCACAAAAAUGCUUUGAAACAGACUUUAAAGUGAAUGUGUUUAGUCCACAAGAGAGAGAAGAGUACAACUAUAGCAAAUGUACUAUAAUAGUGCGGCUUAUAGAAUUUGUUACAAUGAUAAUGGAAAAUUGCCAACAAGAUUUCUGGAAGGUUCUUGAAAGUGAGCUGCUUAAUGACAGUAUGUGGGAGCUGGCAGCAAUCACUGUGUGCAAUCCCUCCAGCAUUGGUUUUAAUACAGCAGAUGUUGAAGUGAUGAAGAAUCUACCUGAUAUUUGUGUACGUCUGAUGAAAGCACUUGCGAAAACACCUUACAUAAAUGACUUGGUGCCUUUCCUGCGGAAUAGGAUAACCACUCAGAGCAUUGAAGACCUUUGCUCUGUUGAUAUAUAUGAUCCAAGUACCAGACAUGACCGUGGUAUGUUGAGUGCCACUCUCGCUACUUGCCAACAGCUUCACAGGGUGCAGUUACUGAAUUCUACUCUGCAAACUCAGAUUGCAGGUCUUCACUUUACUGUUGGACCAAAGCUACUUUCGGUUGUUUAUAAAGGCAUUGCUCCUGCUGAUGAAAGAAAAUCUCUUCCUUCUUUAGACAUUAAUGGCAAACGUCUUGCUGAGGGACUUUUACAACUGGCUUUUAAUUUUGGUGGACAGUGUGAGGAACUUGUUAGCCUUCUGCUCAAUACCGUUAUUUUGUCUGUGCCCUUGUCUGGAGCAUCACAGAAAAAUUUCAUCAACUUUUCUCAUGGAGAAUAUUUCUACAGUUUGUUUUCUGAAACCAUAAACACAGAACUUCUGAACAACUUGGAUACUGUUGUACUUCAGCUUCUGAAAUCUGCUGUGGAAAACCCCAAAAUGGUGGGCUGUGUCCUUAAUGGAAUGUUGGAUCAAAGUUUUAAGCAGCGCACAGUUAGAAAGCAACAAGGUGCUAAAUUGGUCAGUGCAAUACUUCAAAACUGGGGCCAACUUAAGCCAUGGUGGGGUGAGAAUUCUACUUCUGAGAGCAAAAUGGCUGUCCUUACGCUACUUGCUAAACUUCUUCAGAUUGAUGCCUCUGUGUCUUUCGACACGAGCCACGCAGCCUUCACUGACGUUUUUAAUACAUAUAUAAGCUUUUUGUCCGAUCAGAAACUUGGGCUUAAUUUGAAAAGUCAAGCAAUUCUGGUUCUUCCUUUCUUUUCCAAGCUCACAGGAGAAAAACUAACAGAAUUGAAAAAUACCCUUAAUACCUUUGUUGCCUUUAAUUUUCCCAUGAAAUCUGAUGAAUUUCCUAAAGGCACUUUGAAGUACAAUAACUAUGUGGACUGUGUGAAAAAGUUUUUAGAUGCUCUUGAAUUGUCUCAGAGUCCGAUGUUGCUACAGCUAAUGUGUGAAAUUCUGUGCCGGGACAGCAAGCAUUUCAUGGAAGAUUUGUUUCAAAGCAGCUUCAAAAAGGUUGUUCAGAGGGGUACUUCUGAUAAACAAGUAGUAUUUCUGGAGACACUUCACAAUAUGUUCCAAAGUGAUGACUUGCUAUCAAAUGCAACCCGACAGUCUAUAAUGGACAGAUGCCUUCUUACUCUCCUGUGGAACUGCAAUUGGGAUGCAUUGAAAGACUUCUUCAGCAAAAUUAUUAAUCACACAAUGGACACAUUGAAGAGCAGAUUUAACAAGGUGCCAGAAGCAUUGUUUGAAACACAAAUUACCAAGAAACUGGGUUAUUACAAGAUGUUGGAAGUGCUCUAUUCCCGUCUCUCCAAAGAUGAGAUAUAUUCCAAAGAAUCGAAAAUAAAUCACGCAUUUGAAGGAUCCUCAAACGCAGAAGGAAAUCAGCUGACAAAGGCAUUAGUGAAAUCCUGCUAUGAUACUUUUACAGAGAACAUGUCAGGCGAAACGCAGUUGCUGGAGAAAAGGAGGCAGUACCAUUGUGCUGCGUACAACUGUGCCAUAGCUGUUGUAAGCUGCGUCUUUUCAGAAAGUAAAUUCUAUCAAGGAUUUCUUUUUACGGAAAAGAAAGAAAAGAACUUACUCAUAUUUGAAAAUCUAAUUGACCUCCAACGGUGCUAUACAUUUCCUAUAGAAGUAGAGAUACCAAUGGAGCGAAAGAAGAGGUAUCUUGCCAUACGUAAGGAAGCAAGGGAAGCAGCAAAUGGAGAUUCUGAUGAGCCCAGAUACUUAUCUUCCCAGUCCUACAUGGCAGACAGCAGUUUGAGUGAAGAAAUGAGUCAGUUUGAUUUCUCUACUGGGGUCCAGACUUUUUCGUUCAGUUCUCAGGGCUCCAGGUCUGCUCAGAGUCGGAGCAGAAAGAAGGAGAGGGUUACUGAUCUUCAGGCAGCAGAUGAGGUUAUGGAGUUUGAAAUGGAUGAGCUUAAUCAACAUGAAUGUAUGACGGCCAUGACAUACUUAAUUAAACACAUGAAGAGAAAUGAGAUCACGCCUAAAGUUGAGGAGGGUGUGACUCCACAAGACCUACCUCCAUGGAUGAAGUUUCUGCAUGUAAAGCUAGGGAAUCCAUCCACUCCCUUAAACAUUCGCCUUUUUAUCACCAAACUUAUUGUAAAUGCAGAAGAAGUUUUUCAACCUUAUGCAAGAUUUUGGAUUGGUCCACUAUUGCAGUUAGUUGUAUCUGGAAAAAAUGGAGGUGAUGGUAUACACUAUAUGGUAGUGGAGGCUGUAGUCACCUUACUGUCUUGGUCAAGUGUCGCUACACCUACUGGACUUCCCAAGGAUGAAAUCCUGGCUAAUCGAUUGCUUGAAUUUCUGAUGAAAAAUGCAUUUCAUGAAAAGAGGGCAGUGUACAGGCAUAACCUGGAGAUUACCAAAACCGUUCUGGAAUGCUGGAAGGACUGUCUCCACAUACCUUACAAGUUAAUAUAUGAUGGGUUUUCAGGCACAGAUCCUGAUAAGAAAGACAACUCUGUGGGAAUCCAGUUACUGGGGCUAGUCCUGGCUAAUGAUUUUUCUCCAUUUGCUGAUACAGAACAUACAAUAGGUUGUGAGAGGUACUUUCAAGCUCUGACAAAUAAUCUUGCAUUUACAAGAUUCAAAGAUGUUUAUAUCGCGGCCGCUGAAGUCUUGGGACUCGUUCUUCGAUACAUUGCUGAAAACAAAAAGUCCAUGGACGAACCGGUUUUUACGUACGUAGAGAAAGAAUUGAGGCGACAUCAUGCCAGUCAAAGAGAAGACAAGUUCAUAAUGUGCUUGAAUAAAAUAGUGAAGAAUUUUCCACCCUUUGCUGACCGGUUUACGGUCAUUGUGCUCUUUUUACUGCCGAAACUUCAUGGAGUUCUAAAGACCCAGUGUCUUGAAAUAAUAAUGUACAGAGCUGAUGAAAUAUCUGAUCUUUUUAUUGAACUGAAGCAUAAAGACUUCAUCCAGAUCAUGAACAACAGAGAUGAUGAACGGCAGAGAGUGUGUCUCGAUAUUAUAUACAAGAUGUUAUCCAAACUGAAACCCACAGAACUUCGAGAGCUUCUGACUGUUGUAACCGGAUUUAGCUCACAUUCAUUUCCUUUGUGUCGAGAACGCAUGUAUGACAUUCUCAUGUGGAUCUAUGAUAAUUACAGUGAUGAAGAAAGUCAGUCUGACAGUGACUCACAAGAAGUAUUUAAAAUAGCCAAAGACGCAUUACUGCAAGGAUUGGUGGAUGAAAAUGCAGCGCUCCAGCUUAUUGUGCGGAACUUCUGGAGUGCAGAAACCAGGUUGCCAAUAAAUACUACAGAACGCGUCUUAGCCAUUCUGAACUCGUUAUACUCCACAAAGAUUGAAAAACACUUCCUGAGCCUAGCUACAAACCUGCUUCUUGAAAUGACCAGCAAGAGCCCGGAUUACACUAGGCAGAUAUUUGAACAUCCACUUUCAGAAUGUAAAUUCCAGGACUAUACCAUUGAUUCCAACUGGCGGUUUCGCAGUACUGUCCUCACGCCUAUGUUUGUGCCAACACUAGCAUCACAGAGUGGAUAUCGAUCAAGAACACAGGGAUCUCUUGUCGCUCAGGAGACAGUGGAAGGGCAAUUGCGAGCCACCCAGCAGAACUAUCAGUUUACCCCAACACAGAAUUUGGGUGGGAGAAGUUCAUUUAAUUGGCUGACCGGAAGUAGCAUCGACACAUUAGCAGACUACACAGGUGAUGCCUCUUUAGAGUCCAUUUCCUCGGCCCUGUUGUUUUCCAGUAAAAAGAGUGAAAGACUACAAAGGGGCCCUCUGAAACCAGUGGGGCCAGACUUUGGCCAACAGAGACUGAGACUUCCGGGAGAUGAAACAGACAGUAAAACCAAAGGAAUAGAAGACAGAUCAGAUAUAUUAAGAUUGCGUCGGCGCUUCCUAAAAGAUCAAGAGAAACUCAGCAUCAUCUACGCAAGGAAGGGAGCGUCUGAGCAGAAACGAGAAAAGGCAACAAAAGUAGAGACAAAGAUGAGACAAGAUGCUCAGGUUAUUCUGUACAGACAUUAUCGACACGGGGACCUGCCUGAUAUCCAAAUUGCAUACAGCAGUUUAAUCGCCCCACUGCAGGCACUAGCACAGAGAGACCCCACUCUGGCCAAGCAGCUCUUCAGUUGUUUGUUUUCUGGAAUAUUUGCAGAGACCGAGAGAAUCAAGGAUGCCAGAUCUAUGCACACCAUCACUACGACAAUGCGAGAGCAAUUUAACCACUUCCUGAGCAGCACAGUAUCCUACUUCCCUCCAUUCAUAUCAUGUAUUCUGGACAUGUGUUACCAAAAUACUGCCCUACUUGAUCUCAACCCAGCAAGUGUUAGCACAAGCUGUUUAGCCAGUCUGCAGCAGCCAAUGGGUAUUCUACUGCUUGAGAAGGGGAUUUACAACCUUAAUCCGGUUGAUGAGCCACCUGCCAAAAAGAGAAAAACUAAAGCUGAGAUCCCUCCAGAUGUUAUCCGUUGGAUAGAGCUUGCUAAGCUGUAUCGUUCAGUUGCAGACUAUGAUGUGCUUAGAGGUAUUUUCAGUGGCAAAAUUGGAACAAAACCAAUUACUCAAUGUGCACUGAAUGCUGAGGCCAAAUGUGAUUAUGCCAAGGCAGCUAAACUCUAUGAUGAUGCCCUACAGACAAACUUUGAUGAUGGAGACCCUACAGAUGCUGAAAAAGAUUUCUGGGAAUUGGCUUCACUUGAAUGCUACAAUCAUCUAACAGAGUGGAAACCACUGGAAUACUGUUCAACAGUCAACAUUGACAGCAACAACCCUCCAGAUCUUGGCAAAAUUUGGAGUGAUCCUUUUUUUCAAGAAACUUAUCUUCCGUACAUGAUACGCAGUAAGGUAAAGUUACUUCUUAAUGGGGAAAAUGUCCAGCCUUUGCUUACCUUUAUUGAUGAGUCAAUGAAGGUUGAACAGAGAAAAGCCUUAUUGGAAACAUUUUACAGCCAGGAGCUGAGCCUUUUGUAUAUCUUACAAGAUGAUUUUGAUAGAGCAAAAUAUUAUAUUAACAAUGGAAUUCAAGUCUUCAUGCAGAAUUAUUCAAGUAUUGAUACCCUGCUGUACCAAAGCAGAUUGACUAAACUACAGUCUGUCCAAUCCCUUACUGAAACACAAGAUUUUAUUCACUUUGUUGGCAUUCCCGGUAAUUUAUCUUCUCUGCCUUCACUGAAAAGACUUUGCCAUAUUUGGACUACAAGAUAUCCAGAUGAAAAAACGGACCCGAUGAACAUCUGGGAUGACAUCAUCACUAAUCGGUGUUUCUUUCUGGAUAAAAUUCAGAGUAAAUUGCCCAGUCAGCAGGCAGAUGAAAGCAUGGAGAUGGAUAGUAUUAAACAUGAGGAUGAGCCAAUGGAAGUGGACACACCAGGAGAUGUGAACAGUUUGAUCAAAGAAAGCAAAUUUACCAUGAAGAUGAAGAUGGUGGACAGUGCCAGAAAACAGAACAACUACUCUGUUGCUAUGAAAAUUUUGAAGGACCUUCAUAGAGAGUCCAAACUCCGUGAAGACUGGCAAGUAAAGUGGGUCCACAGUUAUUGUCAUUACAGUCACAGCCGAUGUCAGAGCCAGAGUUGUCCAGAAAAAAUACUUACUGUGUUAAAAACAGUCUCGUUGCUAGAUGAAAGCAAAUCUGAAUAUUUAAAUAAUAAUCUCCGGGCAUGUAGAGAUCAGAACAUUUUGCUUGGUACCACCUACAAGAUUAUGGCUGAUGCCAUCUACAAGGAACCAGACAGUCUGUGUCACAUUGAUCAAUCAAAGGCCAGAAAAUUACAAGAGAUUUCACAGUCCCAAGAAGAGAUAGGGGUAGAACUCUACAGGAAGUCUCUUCAUCACUUGAACAUUGCAGUUAGGAAGGCUUCUGAAGAAGAGCAGUCUCUGUCUGUAGACAGUGUGGAUGUCAAUGGGGUUAUUAAAGCUUACAUGACUUUGGUAGAUUUUUGUGAUGCACAUCUCAGAAAAGUGGAAGAGAAAUCAUCAGUGUUGAAUGCAGGUGAAUUGCAAGCUUUCCCAGCAAUCAUUGUAGAGAAAGUGAUUAAAGCCUUAAAACUGAAUUCCACAGAUGCAAGAUUAAAAUUUCCUCGACUGCUUCAAAUAAUUGAACUGUACCCAACAGAAACUUUGGACUUAAUAGCAAAAGAGGUUCGUUCAGUUCCCUGCUGGCAGUUUAUUGGUUGGAUCAAUCAAAUGAUGGCGAUGCUUGAUAAAAAUGAAUCUCUUGCAGUGCAGUAUAUUAUAGAGGAUAUUGCUAACAAUUACCCUCAGGCUCUUGUUUACCCAUUCAUAAUAAGUUCAGAAAGCUUUACAUUUGAAGAUACAAUUCAUGGGUAUAGAAACAAAGAAUUUGUGGACAGAAUUAAGGAGAAGCUGCAAAAAGAUGUUAAAGGUUUUAAAGAAUUAAUUCAAGAAUUGGAACAGCUUUCAAACCCAUCAAUGAUAUUCCAGGAUUGGUGUUCUGAGGUCAUGAAUGAAUUAUCAAAACCUAAAAGAAAUAAAGAUAAAAUUAGCAAUAUAUAUGAGGAGAUGCACACAGGUUUGAUGAAUAUACUCGAUAAAUCCAAUGGUUCAUUCAGAAGGAAUUUUGCUAAGAAAUACGGAAAGGAAUUUGAGAAAAAUUUUGAGAAAAAAAAAUUACUUGAUAUGAGUGCAGGUGAUUUUACCAAGGCUGUCAAACCACUGCAGUCAAAAAUGAGAGAAGGUCAAGAAAAGGAACCAGGGAAUUUAAAUGAGUAUUCUCCCUGGAUGAGCAACUUCAAACCAGAAUUUCAAAAUGAUCAGCUAGAGAUUCCAGGCCAGUACGAUGGUAAAACCAAACCAAUGCCAGAAUAUCAUGUAAAAAUCUCUGGAUUUGAUGAACGGGUUAAAGUUAUGUCUUCAAUAAGGAAACCAAAGCGGAUCAUCAUUCGAGGAAAUGAUGAACGAGAAUAUCCGUUUUUAGUGAAAGGUGGUGAAGAUUUACGCCAGGACCAACGGAUUGAGCAACUUUUUUCCAUCAUGAACAUCAUCCUUUCUCGAGAUGCAGCUUGUAGCCAAAGGCACAUGCAGCUAAAAACAUACCAAGUGAUACCCAUGACCACCAGACUAGGCUUGAUUGAAUGGUUAGAGAAUACCUGCACAUUAAAGGAUUUUACUUGCCAUGCUAUGUCUGAAGAUGAAAAGAAAAACUGCCUCAGACCACUUGAUCACUAUAAUACUUGGUUGGACAAAAAAGAUAAAAAUGGAACCCCACUGCAACAUAUUGAAACGUAUAUAAAAGCUGAUCGUUCUAAGACAGUCACAUCCUUUAGGGAAAGAGAGGCUCUUGUUCCUGGAGAUCUUUUGAGGAGAGCAUUUCUUAAAAUGAGCACAACUCCUGAAGCCUUUCUGGCUCUGCGCUCUCAUUUUGCCCGCUCCCAUGCUUUGCUCUGUCUCAGCCACUGGAUCCUCGGUAUUGGUGAUCGGCAUCUGUCAAAUUUUAUGAUCAAUAUGGAAACUGGAGGGAUGAUUGGGAUAGACUUUGGUCAUGCGUUUGGCACAGCAACUCAGUUCCUGCCUGUGCCAGAAUUGAUGCCUUUCCGUCUGACUCGCCAGAUUGUAAAUCUUAUGUUGCCAAUGAAGGAAACUGGUCUUUUUGAUAGUGUCAUGAUACAUGCUUUACGAGCAUAUCGCACCCAUCCUGAACUCCUCAUUAAUACCAUGGAUGUGUUUGUAAAGGAACCUUCACUAGACUGGAAGAAUCUGGAGCAAAACCAAAAGAAAAAAGGAGGUCAGUGGACUAAGGAGGUUGAUAUUCGUGAGGUUAACUGGUAUCCUCUGCAGAAGAUUAACUUUGCAAGACGAAAGCUGACUGGUGCAAAUCCAGCUACAAUAACAUGUGAUGAACUGCGCCUUGGACAUGAAUCUUCUAAGGCCUUCAAGGGAUUCAUAGAUGUUGCAAAAGGCUACAAAGAGCACAAUAUAAGAGCAACAAAGGAUUCUGAUGGACUUUCAGAGGAGGAGCAGGUUCAGUGCCUUAUAGAUCAAGCCACGGACCCCAACAUUCUCGGCAGAGUGUGGAAAGGGUGGGAACCCUGGAUCUAAAGAAUCUAACCAAGUGGGCUUCAAUCUGUAGAAAAUAUACAGUAUAUAUUGCACUAAUAUUUUUAAGAACUAAAAGUAGCUUAUUUGACAGUACUAUUCACAAACUGCAUAGCUGUGCACUUAGAAUACACUAGGUGUAUUAAUACAAACCCUGUUUAAUAUUGAACUUGCACUAUGACACAAAGAAAUAGUUCUAAAUAAUGUUAUAUUGUUUUUAAUGUCUAAUAUUUGUGCUAGUGUUAAUAUGACCGGGUACCUUCUGUUAUAUAGACGCUGUACAAUAUAAUCAUAGUAUCUACAUGCUGCUUUGUAUUGUGAGUACACACCGAUGAAAGCCUUUGGAAUAUUGAAGA